AUGCCCAUGCGAUACCAGGCCGCCCCCGCCAGCCCCGAGCCCCUGGCCCGGCCCCUGGCCUUCCCCUUCUCCAACAAGACGGCCAAGAACCGCCUCCUCAAGAGCGCCAUGGCCGAGAACCUCGCCACCUGGAGCAGCACCGAGCCUUCCAAGAGAGGCAUCCCCACGCCCGAACUCGUCGAGAUCUACCGUCGCUGGGGCGAAGGCCCAAACAGCUUCGGCGUCAUCGUCACCGGCAACAUGGCGACCGAGUUCGACUACAUGAGCGGCACCGGCGACAUGAUCAUCACCCCCGAGUGCGAGCCCGCCGGCGAGCGCUUCGAGGCCUUCAAGGCCGUCGCCGCCGCCGGCAAGGCCCACGGCAGCCUGAUGGUCGCCCAGGUCAACCACGCCGGCAGACAGGUGUCCAAAAAGAUCCAGCCGAGCCCCGUCUCCGCCUCGGCCAUGGGCAUGGAGUUCGCGACACCCCGCGAGGCCACAAAGGCCGACAUCGACCGCAUCGUCGAGGGCUUCGCCCACGCCGCUGAGUACCUCGACAAGGCCGGCUUCGACGGCAUUCAGGUGCACGCGGCCCACGGCUACCUCAUCGCCCAGUUCCUCUCGCGCACGACCAACAAGCGAACCGACGAGUACGGCGUGCAGACGGUUGAGAACCGCACGCGCCUCAUAGCCGAUAUCGGCCGCGCCAUCCGCGCGCGCACGUCGCCGGGCUUCAUCCUGUCGGCCAAGUUCAACAGCGUCGAGUUCCAGGACGGCGGCGUCACGCCCGACGAGGCCCGCGAGCUGUGCGAGAGCCUGUCGGGCCUCGGCUUCGACUUUCUCGAGCUCUCGGGCGGCACCUACGAGAGCCUGGGCAUCGAGUGGAAGAAGGACAGCACCCUCCGCCGCGAGGGCUUCUUCCUAGAGUUUGCAGACACCGUCGUCAAGGGACUGGGCGACGCCGCCACGCGCAAGACCAAGGCCUACAUCGUCGGCGGCCUGCGCUCCGUCGGGGCCAUGGUCGGGGCCCUUGACGUCGUCGACGGCGUUUCCCUGGGCCGCCCCGGCGCGUACGAGUUCCGCAUUGCGCCCGACAUCCUUGAGGGCCGCAUCACGGCCGCCAUCCGGCCUGCGGAGAUAAUCGAGGACGACUUUGGCGUCGACAUGGCGGCGGCGAGCGCAAACAUCCGCCUCGUCGGCGAGGGCAAGGAACCGUUCGACGCGAGCGACCCCGAGGCCGUUAAUGUGUUUGCCCAGGACAUGCAGGCCUGGUACGCCGACUUGGUCGCCGACGGCGAUAAGCUGGAGAGCCACGGAGGCGUCCACUAUUCCGGCAAGACUCUGCCAUAUGGCACAACUGUGGCGGCCUAG
Molecule: messenger RNA, 1350 nt
Organism: Colletotrichum higginsianum IMI 349063
Lineage: Eukaryota; Fungi; Ascomycota; Sordariomycetes; Glomerellales; Glomerellaceae
Product: Nadh oxidase
Exons: 3
Coding region: 1-1350 (449 amino acids)
Molecular function (GO): FMN binding; oxidoreductase activity
Source: RefSeq, a predicted model, not a curated record